Clunio marinus is the source of this 1585-nucleotide messenger RNA. NCBI's taxonomy places the organism in Eukaryota, Metazoa, Arthropoda, Insecta, Diptera, Chironomidae. The record is from the annotation of a GenBank genome assembly.
AUUGUACGAAUUGUCAUUGAAAAUUAAUUUUCUGAUAGUUUUUGAUACGUGGUCGUUUAAACCAGAGAAUUUGCAUAAAUUGAGAUACGGUAUCGGUCUCUUUGAUGAAUGCAACUAUUUUCGAUAUGGACAUAUUGAAGGGAAAUACUGCAAUGCUAUUAUACCAGCAGGAAGGAAACAUAAAAUUGAAAAUCAUUUUACUUUUGAUAACAUCAACCUACGUGAAAUUUUUCACAAUUUUUUGAAUAAUGGUGCUAAUGAAAUUGAAUAUCAAAUGGGAAUUUGUGUUCCAAAAUCGUGUUCAACUAAAGAUUUGUAUAAGCUUGCGCAACAUUAUGAAAUCGACAAAAUUUCAACCAUAAAAACGUUUCAAUGCUAUGAACCACCAAAGAUGAACUCGUUCGAUAAAUUUGCAAUGUCGAACUUUCGGAAUCUUAUGAAGAAAAAUGAAUCAUCGACAGCUAUUAAUUGUAUUGAUGGAUUAAAAUCUAUAUCUGCAUUAUGGAUCAUGAUUGGACAUCGUAAACAAUUCUUUGGUUUUCCAUUCCAACAUAAGAAUUUGGAUCAUUUAUCAUGGUGGGAUUAUUAUUUGGUUAGAUUUGUUAGUGAAUAUGCCACGAGUGUAAUAACAUUCUUCGUUUGCUCUGCAAUUCUAAUAACACUUUCUCUAUUGAAAUCUUUAGACACUAAUAUACCUCAAUUCAUUGUAUCUGGUCCUAUGUUUGGCAGCUUAAUUUAUAAGACGUCAAUAUGCCGUGAAUGGUGGUGGGCUCUUCUUGCUUUUGUUCAAAAUUAUACAAACAACACUUCUGUCUGCUUUAAUCAUUCGUGGUACCUCUCAACUGAUUUCCAACUGUUUUCUGUUACACCUUUAAUUGUCUAUUGUAUUUGGAAACUCAGAAAAGAAUCUUUGAUUUUUGGGGCAAUUAUUUUCAUUUCAUUUCAGUGGUUUACAUUUUAUGGGAUGUUCAUAAAAGGUGAGAAAAAGGUUAACAUCUACGAGCACAUGGAAUAUCGACUUGGACAGUACUUCAUAGGAAUCUUAACAGGAUAUAUAAUCUAUGAUUAUAAGAAAUUAAAUCUAAGAUUAUCGAAUUCAAAAAUUGCAUUGGGUUGGGCCUUCUCCAUUUGCAUUAUAAGUGAUAGAAUUUUCAAUUUUUUAAGCCCUUCUAUUUCCACAUUACAUCAUAUUUAUGAUGCUGUUAGAGACGACAUGUGGGCAUGUUCAAUCUGUUGGAUCGUUUUCGCUUGCCAUUGUCUCAAAUCUGGAGGAUUUUUUCGUGCUUUUUUAUCUCAACAUUCAUGGCAACCAAUAUCUAGAAUGUGCUUGAGUAUUUAUUUGGUUCAUUAUCAAUACAUGACACUGACUUAUGUAAACCAAAAGCAAGUUUCGUGGUUUGGAAUGUGGUGGCAACUUCAAGUUUACAUCGGAGAUAUCGUAACUUGCAUGAUUCUUAGUGCAAUUUUUCAUCUUUUUGUUGAAGCACCAGGAAUUCAAUUGACAACUCUUUUAUGGAGUAAAAGAAGUAAUGAAAUUAAUAAUCAAAAUGUGAAUACAUCAAAAGUGAAGUUUUCAGUUUUCUAA